UCUCAGCUAUUCACCUGUCGGGACGUGAGAGACUCUCGGAGGGCCCAACAGGUUUUUGGGACCCCUCGGAUAUCGCGAUCGGGCCCGCGGGAUCGACUCCUCCAGGAUCCGGCCUUAAGGACCCCCAGGACGUUCGGAAGAUCCGUACGAGAAUUAUCCGCAAAAGGGGACAGGAUGUCGGCCGACUGGAAGACGAUUUUCGUAACCGGAGGCGCCGGAUACAUUGGCAGCCACUGCGUGGUCGAAGUUCUCGAAAGCGGAUACGACGUUGUUUCCAUUGAUAAUUUUGUAAAUAGCGUGGACGACGACGCCGGGGAGUCGGCUGCCCUGAAGAGAGUCGAGGAAAUCACCGGGAAGAAGGUGAAAUUCUACAACUGCGACCUCCUGGAUCGCGAUAAGCUCGCCGAGGUGUUCAACAAGCAUAAAAUCGACUGCGUGAUACACUUCGCAGCGAUCAAGGCUGUCGGCGAGUCCAUGCAAAUUCCGCUUCAUUAUUAUCGCAAUAACAUAAUCGGGACCAUCAAUUUACUCGAGGUGAUGAAGGCUGCCGGGUGCUUCCAAUUGGUCUUCAGCAGUUCUUGCACCGUCUAUGGGGAACCCACGUACCUUCCCAUAACGGAGGACCAUCCAACGGGGAACAUCACGAACGUCUACGGCAGGACGAAGUACUUCAUCGAAGAGAUGAUCAAGGACAUCUCCAGGGCUGAGAAGAACUGGAACAUCAUCUUGCUGAGAUAUUUCAACCCUGUAGGCGCUCAUCCCAGUGGACUGAUCGGAGAGGAUCCCACGAAGCCGUUUACCAACCUGAUGCCCUACAUCGCGCAAGUCGCUCUUGGCCAUAAACCGGAGCUGACGAUUUUCGGCGGGGAUUAUCCUACCGAGGAUGGCACAGGGAUUCGAGAUUAUAUCCACGUGAUGGACCUGGCAGCAGGACACGUGGCUGCUUUGUCGGCCUUGCACAAGCAUCACUCCAGACUCAAGAUCUACAAUCUGGGAACUGGAAAAGGGGUUUCAGUUUUGGAAUUAAUUAAGACCUUUGAGAAAGUCACCGGGACGAGUGUACCUUGCGUUAUCCUGGACCGAAGGGAGGGCGACAUCGUCUCUAUGUAUGCCAACACGGAUCUGGCCGAACGGGAACUCGGAUGGAGGACCAAGUAUAAUGUUGAAGAGAUGUGCAAAGAUUUCUGGAGGUGGCAGACGAUGAAUCCAAAUGGGUACAGGGCACCGUUGAAAAAUGGUAACGCUAUAAAGUAACCAAUCGAUAAGGAGUACUGUUAGUAUUCCGUCCAAAGUACAAUUAUUUCCUAGUAAUUAAG
Orussus abietinus is the source of this 1316-nucleotide messenger RNA. Its product is annotated as UDP-glucose 4-epimerase. Gene Ontology annotation, biological process: beta-D-galactose catabolic process via UDP-galactose, Leloir pathway. Lineage: Eukaryota; Metazoa; Arthropoda; Insecta; Hymenoptera; Orussidae. Gene Ontology annotation, cellular component: cytosol. Gene Ontology annotation, molecular function: UDP-glucose 4-epimerase activity. The transcript has 7 exons. The record is from RefSeq and is a predicted model, not a curated record. Bases 175 to 1254 code for a protein of 359 amino acids.